Molecule: messenger RNA, 975 nt
Organism: Cinara cedri
Lineage: Eukaryota; Metazoa; Arthropoda; Insecta; Hemiptera; Aphididae
Source: the annotation of a GenBank genome assembly
AUGAAAGUAGUCAUAGGCGGUGCUAGUAAAGAAUUAGGAGAAGCUAUAGCUAAUGUGCUCAAUGUUAGGCCAUCUCCUGUGCAAACAUCAAAAUUUGCUGAUGGUGAAACAAAUGUAGCAGUAACAGGUGAUCUAUUUGAUCAAGAGGUAUAUGUAGUACAAUCCACAUCUUCUCCUGUGAAUGAUAGCCUAAUGGAAUUUCUGCUCAUGGUUGAUGCAAUAAAGAGAGUAGGAGCCAAAAAAAUAACCGCGGUAAUUCCUUACUAUGGGUAUAGUCGUCAAGAUCGGGUUAUUAAAGAUAAUCAUAUGAGUUCUGCCUUAAGUGCAAAAUUAGUUGCAGAUAUGAUAGGUGUGGAUAGGGUAAUAGUUAUUGAUCUGCAUUCAAGCCAAAUUGAAGGUUUUUUCAAUAUACCAAUCACUAAUUUAAACUGUUUUGAAGUAUUUGUUGAAUUUCUUUCUCAGCUUGUUUAUGGGUCAGGAGAGCAGGAUACUUGCACGUCUAUAAAAAAAGAAGAUUUAGCAAUAGUUGCACCUGAUAUCGGGGCAAUUGGAAAAGCACGUGCUUUUGCAAAGGCUAUGGAAGCAAGGCAUGAUAUAGAACUAAGUGAUAAGAUUGUUGUGGUGGACAAAUAUAGAGAGAAAGCAGGUGUAUCUCAGGUUAUGAACAUAAUCGGUGAAGUUGCAAAUAAAAAUUGUGUGAUUGUUGAUGAUCUGGUUGAUUCUGGUGGAACUUUGUGCAAUGCAGCUUCUGCGUUAAAAGAUAGAGGAGCAAAGUUUGUAGUGGCAUGUAUAACACAUGGAGUGCUUUCAGGAAAUGCGGUUGAAAAGAUAUGCUCAUCUGCUUUGGAUAAACUGGUGAUUACAGAUACUAUAUUUCCAAAAUUUACAAAAACUGAUAAAAUAGAAGUUGUUCCUAUAGCAAAUGUUUUAGCUGAUUUCAUAUUAAAGACUCAAGGAGAUAAGAAUGCCCUCUAG